Molecule: messenger RNA, 1657 nt
Organism: Anguilla anguilla (European eel)
Lineage: Eukaryota; Metazoa; Chordata; Actinopteri; Anguilliformes; Anguillidae
Gene: cenpl
Product: centromere protein L
Exons: 5
Coding region: 81-1151 (356 amino acids)
Source: RefSeq, a predicted model, not a curated record
UGCUUGUUUCCCAAUGCCUGAUGGGAACGCGCGUCGUUCAAAUUUGUUUCCGGUUUUACUUGUGCUGUUUUUUGUGAGCCAUGGAGGCGCGAGUAAGCGCGAUCACGACCCCUAGAAAUGAGACCGCGCCACACAGAAGGACCAAAAGUUAUGGGUUUUCACGCCGAAGUCUUGGUGUUGAAUUGACAUCUCAUUUCGGGUGUACACCAGGUCAACUUACUGCUGUACGAAUACCAACAAGCAGAGGGAUUCCCAAACCACGCAACCUUACAGAACAAGUUGACCCAGAACACGUCGCUCUCAUUGUGAAGAAAGAAUGGAAGCUUUCCUACGUUACACCUUUAUAUCAGUUUAGACAUACUCAGCUUCAGUCUUACUCAAAACAACUAGCAUCGUUCUUAGUGGCUGAAAAGCAGCAGGGAGUUGCUGUGGAAGUUGGUCAAGAGCUUGGCUUCAAAGUGGUCUUCACCGCAGCCCUUGGACUGGCAGAGACUGAAGAUGAUGCCGAGACGGUUUUAAUACAGAUCCAGUCAAAAUCUGCUUUUCCUGCCGAGGGGGAAACUGCCAAGGUGGUGUGGAGCGGGUGGCUGAGCUGUGUCAGUGGUGAUGUGGAGUACCUAAAGGCCCUGCCCCCCGACUUCACCUGCCUGCCUCUGUUUGGCACCAGUGGGGCAGAGUCCCUCACCACCUUGGUCAUGUCCUGGUUUGAGAGGACAUUUGACUGUUACUUUGGCCCUUUGGGCAUCAAUGCCACUAACCUCGAGUGGCUAGCUGCCCUAUGGACUGGGUGCCACUCUGACACCAACAUCCGCUACCUGAAGUUAGCAUGGACGGUCCCAGCUCAACCCCCUCUGGAUGUCUCUUACACCGUUCACCCACAGGACGCCUGGGAACUCUGGGACAGCAUUCGGCAAGAGAGUGGCCUGAGGGACACAGUGGACAUUGAGGAGGUCAACUGUUUCAUCCGAGGGCUGGAAUCCCAUUUUUUUCGCCAUUUCAGAAUCUACCUGUCAGCUGGGACCUUAACUAAGGUGGCCACAUCUCUGGGCUCUGCUCACAAGGACGGAAAAAUCAGGAUUGCAAGCAGUGACAUGAUGACCUCGGUCCUUGCCCUGCUGACUGAAUGUGCGCUUCUGAAAAUGCCCAUCUGACCCUAGGAAGUCUUCCCAGCGUUUGUAAAUAGCAUUUUAUAUGUACAAAAUUUCUUCAUAACUUUUAAUGUCAACAUACUAAUUAAGCUACGCAAUAGGGGUCCUGCUUUUAACUGUGAUAUACUACAUAUGGUAACUGGGAAAGAAGGCUACAUGCUGCAGUUAGUUAUUAAAGUUAACGUUGGUUAGAACCUUUCCUUUGUAUGUGUCUGCAUGUAUGCGUGUAUUACACCAACAUUAACAUCUAUUAAUGAGAACUCUCAUACUGCAGCCUAUCCCAGGAGUUCUUGGUUCCCGCAGUUCAGGAACCAAUCUAAACUUAAAUCACCGAUGACUAGACCAAGGGUUUUAGCCCAUUCUACUUCCUCUAGGACAGGGUUGCUCAGCCCUGUUCCUGGAGAUCUACCGUCCUGUAGGUUUUCAUUUCAACCCUAAUUUGGCACAUCUGGUUCUAAUUAGCAGCCCAUCAAAAUAUCUAGCUGUUAAAUGGUGCGCUUUGGUGGAGU